AUGACUGUUCUUAAUCGAACUGUAUUCGAUUUUCCAUUAACAUGGAAUCGAACUCGAUUUGUAACAACACGAAAUAAAUGUCGAUUUGCUCGUAAACUUAUUGAAAUUAGUAUCAAUGUACAAUUUGAAAAGCAGUUAAGAAAUAGAUUUUCUCAUAAUAUUGAAAUUGAAGAAAAUAUAAAUGAUGUCAAUGAACGUCUAUUAAAAUAUCAUGAUAAAUUGCGUGUACUUGAUAAUAUGAUUGAAUUAGCUUCACAAUCACUUCGAACUUAUUUUGAUAAAAGGAUGGAAAAUCUACGUGUUAUUGUUAAAGAACAUUGUAAUAUAAUUCAACAAAUUAUUCAUGAAGAAGCUGAACAUUGGAAAGAAAUUCAUUCUGUAAUGAAUCAAAAUUUACUUAAUCCUGGUGAUAUUCGUUCUCGUAAUAAUUAUCCUCAAAUAGUACAAAAAAGUCCAGCAUCAAAUAUUGACACAAUCGAAGAAGAAGAAGAUAAAGAACAUGUAUCAAAAUUAUUGGAUAGUAAAACAUUAACACCACUACUUACACAAAUGAUUCGAAAGUCUCGACUACAAUCAAAACGUCUUACAAUAGUUCCAUCUAUUAAAGUUCAUAUUCCUAGUGAUCAAGAUAAUUCCAUACUAAGAAAAGAUGGACGAUUUAGUAUUCAUAUAUUGCCACUUAGUACAGUUCGUCAACAUUUAGAAUUUGUGGAUACAACAUUUGUUGUUAAACCUGAAGAAACUAUGGUUGGCGGUGUAAUACAGCACGAUGACUAUUAUGAUGAAUCAAAUGGAACUUAUCGAGCUCCUAAUCAACAUUGUCGUUCAUAUUUAGCUGUAACACAACCUGAAACAUUAUUCAUAGAUUCUCAACCAAAUAUACCAGCACGACUUUGUUUUACACCAACAAUUCUUUAUGAUAGAACUGUUUCACUUGAAGAUGAUAUUAAUGAACAAUCAUCAUCACUUAGUCAUGAGAGUAAUAAAAAAACAAUAAAUGAAAUUUUUUCAUCACUCGACCAAAAUCGAACGAAUAUUAGAAAAGCCAUAGAAAAUACUCAUCGUUUUGGUCAAACUUUUUUGCUUGAUAUCAUUAAAACAGAACAAAUUAGUGAUGAUCAGAAUAAAUAUAAACGACCAACUAUUCCAGAUGAUGAUGUAUUAGUUGUUACUGACACUAAUUCAUCUGUAAUAUCAUCAGAACAUAUAUCACAUACGACAAAUGAUAAUUCUGUUCCUAAAACAGAUCCUCCAAUUCAACAAGAGUCAACUUCUGUUCAAGAAAUAGUACCAGCAAAACCUCGAAGAGGUAUAACUACUAAAACUAAAUCCAAGCCGAUGAUUAUUAGUUCAAGAAAGACUCGAAGUGCUGCAAAAAUUAUUGCUGAACGAGAAGCAGCAGAAGCAGCGGCAGCAAAAGCAUCAUUAGAAAAACAAAUUGAAAAAAAACGAAAGACUCGAAAACGUAAACAAUCAAAAUCAAUUGAUCGUCCAGCAGAAACAUCCGAUGACGAAAAUACAACUACACAAUCAAAGUUUACUCAAACUAUUACCAACAAAAGAAAAACAAAAAAACAUAAAAAAUCCAAAAUAGAUUAUCAUUCACAUGAAACAUCUGAUGAUGGUAAUAAUAAUGAUAAUUUAUUAAGUAAUAAUAAACGAAAAACUCAAAGACGAACUAAAUCAAAAGGAUAUGAUCAUGAAGAAGAACUAUUACAUGAUAAUGAAAAAAAUACAAGAAAAACUAAAAAUUAUAAAAAACUCAAAGUAGAUUAUCAUUCACAUGAAACAUCCGAUGAUAAUGACAAUAAUGAUAAUUUAACAAUUAAUAAUAGACGAAAAACUCAAAAACGAAGCAAAUCAAAAAGAUAUGAUCAUGAAGAAGAAAGAUUACAUGAUAAUGAAAAUCAUACAAGAAAAACUAAAAAAACUAAAGAACAAGAAAUUACAGAUAUUGAACAUGAAAUAAUAACAAAUGCUACUAAAAGUAAAAAAUCUAAACCAUCAACAAUUGAUAAUGAAGAAAAACAACGAAGACGAAAAAUCAAGAAAACAAAAAUAGAUGAUGAAGAACAAACAUCAAAACAUAAACGCACUCGAUCUUCUGCAAAACGUAAUCAUCGGCCAAUAUAA
Molecule: messenger RNA, 2133 nt
Organism: Rotaria sp. Silwood2
Lineage: Eukaryota; Metazoa; Rotifera; Eurotatoria; Philodinida; Philodinidae
Source: the annotation of a GenBank genome assembly